Messenger RNA from Symbiodinium necroappetens, 968 nucleotides. Lineage: Eukaryota; Dinophyceae; Suessiales; Symbiodiniaceae. The record is from the annotation of a GenBank genome assembly.
GUCCUCCGUAACCGUCCACGGUGUGCGGGUGUGGCUGCGACUCCAGACCGACGCAGCGCCUGUGCGUACUGCUCUGCUGGCCCUGCGGAACACCCAAGCAAAGUGGACAGACAAGCGUAGCCGCUACAACCUGCGACAGCAAGGACGCGCGGCAGAGACCAAAGAAGACUUUGCAGUUCCCCUGGACCCCGUGCCGAAAACGAGCCUGCGACAACUCAUGUUGCAGCUGCUGCUCACUGCUUCCUGGGUGCUGUCCUGCGAUUACAGUGCGUUGGUCUCGCACCUGCGGCUCUCCUGCAUAUCGGAGAUGGAGCAGCCGAAUGGGUUGGCGAACCACGUGGGCGGUUCCGUUUUGGCGUCCGCCACGGCAGCAGCACCUCUGUGCAAACGCGGUCGCAGGCCAUCCAACGUGCUUUUCUUCAACUGCUGCCUGGCGCGCGCUGUGAUACAUCUGAACCUGCCCGGCUGGGAAACGUUAUUCGGCUUCGUGGACCUCCAACAUAUCUCCUGCGAGCUGAGAAAGUUCCACGGCGACGCUGCUGCAGUCCGUGCAGUACCCACGCGCCAAGAGCAACGAAACUACUGCCAAAUGGUGACAGCCUUUGCUCAUCACCACAACCUGCCAUUGCCGGCGACGGGACGAUCCAGGAAAGACUCGAACAGCACGACCGAGUGGACGGACACCCAGGCGGAAUAUUUAAACUUCCUGGAGGCUCUGAUCGUGCGCUUCAAGCGGCUCUGGGUGCCGCGCGCUUCCGCUACACGGCUGGGCGCCACGGCUAUCCUCUCCGACAACAGAUUCCGCAGCAAACGUAUCGGUCAAUGGACCCAUCUCCUGUCGGAUUUUGAGCAGUCGCCGCUUAAUCCUGCAGCUGACGAGGCGGACCUCCUGCUCAAUGCCAUGACGUCGGUUGUUCUGACCUGCAGCGCGCGUGCAGCUCGUGAACAUCCGUGGAUCGAUGCUGCCG